CUGCAGGUGGCGCUGUGGCUCAUCGGCAGCUCACGGAGGAGAAGGGAAGAUGGCCAGCCAGGAGGACCCGGUGCAGAGGGAGAUCCACCAGGACUGGGCCAACCGGGAGUACAUCGAGGUGAUCACCAGCAGCAUCAAGAAGAUCGCCGACUUCCUCAACUCGUUUGACAUGUCCUGCCGCUCACGAUUGGCGACGCUGAACGAGAAGCUGACGGCGCUGGAGAGACGGAUCGAGUACAUCGAGGCGCGGGUCACUAAAGGAGAAACGCUGACCUAGAGGCCACGCCCCCGCUCGUUAUAUUUUAUAUACAGAUAUUCGCUAUGGACUCCUUCCCCCAUCAUCUGCGUUUACAGCUUGUCACCUGAUCAUUCCUUCAUUUUAUUGGUCGACAGAAGCCAUGUGACACAGUUCCUCGCCCAGAUGGUGGCGAUGGCCGUUGUGCCAAUGAUCUGCGUUUCCUGAUUAUUUUCUUUUUUUCUUUUGUAUCGAUGUUUCUGUAACUUUAAUCUAAAUAAACAGAACCAAUCACA
Messenger RNA from Bufo bufo (common toad), 531 nucleotides. It is a transcript of the gene BRK1, whose product is annotated as BRICK1 subunit of SCAR/WAVE actin nucleating complex. The record is from RefSeq and is a predicted model, not a curated record. The transcript is spliced from 3 exons. Gene Ontology annotation, molecular function: protein-containing complex binding. Gene Ontology annotation, biological process: actin filament organization; regulation of actin polymerization or depolymerization; cell motility. Bases 50 to 277 code for a protein of 75 amino acids. NCBI's taxonomy places the organism in Eukaryota, Metazoa, Chordata, Amphibia, Anura, Bufonidae. Gene Ontology annotation, cellular component: SCAR complex.